AUGUUUUUGGCUGUCUUUAUCGUUUCUUUUGCAUUCGCUGUCAACAGUUUACCUGUUGAAAACAAAGGUGCCAAUCCAGAAUGGCUUGGUGGUGGAUAUGAAGGUGAUAUGAAAUUUGCACCAGAUUUCGAUGCAAGCCGCGGUGUUGCUAUUUUUGGAGCCGCGCGUCGUUGGCCUAACAGAAUAAUUCCGUAUGAUAUAUCAGCUAUUUCAAAUGCCAACGACAGAAAGACGAUUACGGACGCCAUGAAUAAAUUGAUGUACGAUGUUGGAACACCACAAGUAAAUGGAACAGGACGAACAGCUUGUGUCUUCUUUCGACCAUCUCAAAAUGGUGAUAAAGAAAUACUUAAAGUCCAAUAUGGCAAUGGAUGCAGUGCCCAUGUCGGAUAUGGUACAAACUAUCAAAAAAUACUCACCUUACAACAAAACGGAUGUUUCCACAGUGGUACUAUUCAACAUGAACUUACUCAUGUUCUUGGCUUUUUCCAUGAACAAUCACGACCAGAUCGAGAUUCAUUCCUUAAAAUUCAUACAGAGAAUAUUAUUGAAAAUCAAGAACACAACUUUAAAAAAUACGCCGCCGGCUCAGACGUAGAAUUACAAGGAUUCGACUAUGAUUAUGGUAGUUUGAUGCACUACGGAACAGACUACUUCACCAAGAAUGGUAAACCAACCAUUACACCAAUUAAACCUAAUACAGUGAUCGGUCAACGUGAAAAACUUAGUGUAAUUGAUAUUGCUGAAAUUCGUCACUAUUAUAAAUGUUAA
Messenger RNA from Rotaria socialis, 771 nucleotides. The record is from the annotation of a GenBank genome assembly. NCBI's taxonomy places the organism in Eukaryota, Metazoa, Rotifera, Eurotatoria, Philodinida, Philodinidae.